Cucumis melo (muskmelon) is the source of this 1654-nucleotide messenger RNA. RefSeq lists its product as uncharacterized. The transcript has 3 exons. The record is from RefSeq and is a predicted model, not a curated record. Gene Ontology annotation, molecular function: protein binding. Bases 476 to 1513 code for a protein of 345 amino acids. Lineage: Eukaryota; Viridiplantae; Streptophyta; Magnoliopsida; Cucurbitales; Cucurbitaceae.
GCGCCACAUAAACACAUCCUUUCCCUUCUUAGCUCCAAUCCGCAAUCAGUCGCGCCGUCAGCUGCUGACCGCCGGCUAUCGUGGGCAGGUCGAGCACCAUCUCUCUCUCUCAGAUUUCAUCGAUUGACGCCGCUCGUUUCCACUAGCCGACGCGGGAUAAUCGCUUUUCGUCAACAUCCACUGAUGGUCUCUGCGUCGUGAUUGCUGUCACUGGGUACUGCCGCUUUUUACUCUGUUCACAUCGUGCGGACUGGGCCAUUUUCAAUUAAAGUAAAUUAUAGGUACCGUUUUGUGGGUAGUUUCAAUCUGAAUUGGUUAUUUUGUUGUGCGGUUGAGGCGGGACCUCCUAUUUGGAAGUUGGAAUCAAUGAGAUUGUGGAUUGAGACGUUCUGUCCUAGUUUGUAUUGUAUGGAAAGUUCGAUCAGCUGCCGUGGCUUACUUGAAAUUCAGAUGUAUUGAAGUGGCCUUUAAAUAAAUGGAUGUUGCUCACUGCACUCUGGACGGCAAUGCUGAUGGAGUGGAGUUUUGCCCUCACAGUUCAUUUAGUAAUGUUCUUGCUGCCUCCACUUAUACACUACAAGAGGGUGAGCAGCCCAGUCGUUCUGGAAGCCUAUCAAUCUUCAAUGUCAAUGCAGAUAUUGGCUCUUUGGAGCUGCUUCAUCGUGUGGAAACGGCAGGGAUCUUUGAUAUAAAGUGGAGUCCUGUGGGUCAGACCGCAAGUCCUCUGCUUGCUCAAGCAGAUGCUGAUGGCUGUCUCAGAAUUCAUGCUCUUGAGUGCUCUUCAAAUGGUGUAGAAGGAGAAUAUUUAAAAGAGAAAUGUGGCAGCAAAAUUUCGUCCUCGAUGUGUCUUUGCCUGGAUUGGAAUACUUCGGCCUCAUCCAUCUCUGUGGGGCAUUCAGAUGGUUCUAUCUCAAUACUCUCUGCAGGAGAAUCCCAUUUAGAAGUUCAAAACCAAUGGAAAGCUCACGAGUUUGAGCUUUGGGCAACCGCUUUUGACACACACCAACCUCAUUUAGUGUACACUGGCUCAGAUGACUGCAAAUUUAGCUGUUGGGAUUUGCGAGACACUCCUUCCAAAGUUUUUCAUAACACCAAAGUCCACAAAAUGGGUGUUUGUUGCAUUGCCAAAAUUCCCAAUGACCCUUACAAGUUACUCACUGGAAGCUAUGAUGAAAACCUGAGAGUGUGGGACAUACGAGCAAUCUCAAAGCCCAUAAAUGAAACAUCAAUUUGCUUGGGUGGUGGCGUUUGGAAAAUCAAGCCCCACCCUUCAGUUUUUGACGUUGUUCUGGCUGCUUGUAUGCACAAUGGAUUUGCUAUUGUUAGAGUAAAAGAGGAUGGUGCAGAAGUAGUUGAAACUUAUGCCAAGCACAGCUCUCUUGCUUAUGGAGCAGAUUGGCAAAGAGAAGAUUCGUCUCAAGAAGAUAAAAGGAAAAGGUAUGCUGUUGCAACUUGUUCAUUUUAUGAUAAGCUUCUCAGGAUAUGGAUACCAGAAACUGAUAUUAUCACUUGAUUGCUUCACACACGUGUUAAAUUGGAUGUUUUUCUUCAAGCAUGUUGAAUUUCUUGAUAAAUUUAUCUUUGUUCUUACCUCGUUCAGUAUUGUAUUGGAGGAUUUUAUUUCGUUUUAUUGCAUACAUAUUCUUGAGCGGAA